This is a messenger RNA of Dothidotthia symphoricarpi CBS 119687, 2679 nucleotides long. RefSeq names its product Metallo-hydrolase/oxidoreductase. Gene Ontology annotation, molecular function: 5'-3' exonuclease activity; RNA endonuclease activity; RNA binding. Gene Ontology annotation, cellular component: mRNA cleavage and polyadenylation specificity factor complex. Gene Ontology annotation, biological process: mRNA 3'-end processing by stem-loop binding and cleavage. The coding region runs from base 178 to 2676 and encodes 832 amino acids. NCBI's taxonomy places the organism in Eukaryota, Fungi, Ascomycota, Dothideomycetes, Pleosporales, Dothidotthiaceae. The record is from RefSeq and is a predicted model, not a curated record. The transcript has 5 exons.
CUCAACGUCUCCAUUCACCGUAGACCGUUGCAGCUGCACGUGUCUGUACAGCUGCCCGACACGGUCUGUCUGACUAAUACUUUCAAACGAAAAGACCCUUCCACGGCCUACCUGGCGCGUUCUUCUGCUCACCGUACUCGACUAACCUCGCAGCUCUGAGCGUCGUGUGACAGCAGCAUGGCGAGCAAGAGAAAGGCCACGGCCAUGGCGCCCGAAGACGAGGAGCCCAUAGACCCGUCCGAUGAGCUCAUGUUUCUCUGUCUGGGCGGCGGCAACGAGGUUGGACGCUCGUGUCACAUCAUCCAGUACAAGGGCAAGACGGUCAUGCUUGAUGCGGGCAUGCAUCCUGCCUACGAAGGUCUGUCCGCAAUGCCCUUCUACGAUGAGUUCGACCUCAGCACGGUAGAUGUGCUCCUGAUAUCACAUUUCCACGUCGACCACGCUGCCUCUUUGCCCUACGUUCUGGCCAAGACAAACUUCAAGGGCCGCGUCUUCAUGACACAUCCCACCAAAGCAAUCUACAAAUGGCUCAUCCAAGAUUCUGUCCGUGUCGGCAACAUGUCCAGCUCGUCUGAAACCAAGAUCCAAAUGUAUACCGAGGAAGACCACCUCAACACGUUCCCGCAAAUCCAGGCCAUCGAUUUCUAUACCACCCACACCGUCUCUGGUAUCCGAAUCACACCGUACCCAGCUGGUCACGUUCUAGGAGCAGCCAUGUAUUUGCUCGAGAUCGCCGGUCUCAAGAUCCUGUUCACUGGAGACUACUCGAGAGAAGACGACAGACAUCUUGUGUCCGCUACUGUUCCGCCCAACGUCAAGAUCGACGUGCUCAUCACAGAAUCCACAUUCGGUAUCUCGACACAUACACCGCGCAUGGAGCGCGAAACACAGCUCAUGAAGUCAAUCACAGACAUUCUAAAUCGCGGUGGCCGAGCACUACUCCCCGUCUUCGCGCUUGGUCGUGCUCAGGAACUUCUGCUUAUUCUGGACGAGUACUGGACAAAACAUCCACAAUACCAGAAGAUACCCAUUUACUACAACUCGAGCUUGGCACGUCGAUGCAUGCAAGUCUACCAGACAUACCUGGGCGCCAUGAACGAUAACAUCAAGCGGCUUUUUGCAGAGCGAAUGGCAGAAGCUCAAGCCGAAGGCGAUACCGGCAGACGGGGAGCCUGGGACUUCCGCUUCGUACGAUCUCUCAAGAAUCUCGAGCGCUUCGAAGAUCUUGGUGGUUGUGUUAUGCUGGCUUCCCCUGGUAUGAUGCAGUCUGGUACUUCGCGUGAGCUCCUCGAACGAUGGGCACCAGACUCGAGGAACGGUGUCAUCAUCACGGGUUACUCUGUUGAAGGCACAAUGGCAAAGCAGAUUGUCCAUGAGCCUGAUCAGAUUCCUGCCAUCAUGACGCGAUCAUCAAACAACUCACGCAGGCCUGGUCAGAAAGAGAACGAGCAAUCCUUGAUACCGCGACGGUGCACUGUCCAGGAGUACAGUUUCGCUGCCCACGUUGACGGAAAGGAGAAUAUGGAGUUCAUACAAGAAGUUGCUGCGCCAGUAGUUAUCCUGGUCCACGGCGAGAAAGGUAACAUGACACGUCUAAAAUCCAAGCUGCUAGGCUUCAACGCGCAAAAAGCCACCCCAACCAAAAUCUACUCACCAGCCAACUGCGAGGAAGUCCGCAUCCCCUUCAAGAAAGACAAAAUCGCAAAGGUCGUCGGAAAACUCGCUUCCAUCAAGCCGCCUCUACCACGCACACUAGGUGACGGCGAGGAAGCCGACGGAGAAGACGACGAGGCAGAGAAGCUCGACCUAAUCUCCGGUGUGCUCAUCCAGAACGACUUUAAAAUCUCCCUCAUGGCGCCCGAGGAGCUAAAAGAGUACGCCGGUCUUACCACGACGACGAUCGUGUGUCGCCAGCAUCUCACGCUCUCGGCUGCGGGCGUGGACCUAAUCCGCUGGGCGCUCGAAGGAACAUUCGGCGCCAUCAAAGAGAGCAGCAUGACCGACGAGGCGGUCGACAGCAAGGAAGUAAACGGCAACGCGAACGGCGUUCACAAGGAAUACGCCGAUGAAGACAUCCCCCGCUCACACAGCAAAUUCACAGUCAUGGACUGUGUCAACGUGCUCGUCCGGCCCGGCGGCCGUGUAGAAGUCGAAUGGGAAGGCAACGUGAUCAACGACGGGAUCGCGGACGCAGUCCUGGCCGUGCUCUUCACAGUCGAAAGCUCGCCCGCUGCCGUGCGCCAAUCCUCCCGCCAACACUCCCACCACCACCACCCGGAAAAACCCCCCCAACAACACCUCCCCCACCGCUUCAAAGCCCCCCACCCCCACCACGCAACAGACCCCGCAACCCGCCUAGCCCGCCUCCUCCUCUUCCUCGAAGCGCAAUUCGGCGCCGACGCCGUCUCGCCCCUUGCUCUUCCACGCACUUCCUCCUCAUUAUCCCAAUCCCCAUCCCCAACAAACAGCGAACUCACCCCCGAAGAUAAACUCGAACUCCGCCGCCUCCACCAAUUGGGCAUCCCGGUCCCGGGCAUUGAAAUCAAAUUCGAUCGUUUUGUGGCGAGGGUGUGGCUUGAGGAUCUGGAUGUCGAGUGUGAGAAUAAACCGCUUAGGGCGAGGGUUAAGGCUGUGGUUGAGAGGGGGGUGGAGACGGUUAGUGGGCUGUGGGUUUAGUUC